AUGGGGAUUGAUGGGAGUAUCAACCCAAUGCUUCUGCAAGUGUAUGCCAAACUUACUGGUGAUAAGCCUCAUAUUCAGUGGAAUAAGGUGGUAUGGAAUAGGUUGAAUGUGCCAAAACAUAGGUUUAUAUGUUGGCUUGCUAUGCAGAAUAGAUUACAGACUACAACCAAGCUAGCAAAAAUUGGGGUUAGUACUUCUGCUGAUUGUUUAAUUUGCAAGCAAGCUGAUGAGAUUCAUGAGCAUCUGUUUUUCAGUUGUCAGUACAGCCAACUGUGCCUUCAAGGUCUUGCUACAUGGUUUGGUAUUCAUCUUACCAGUACAAGUUUGCAGAAUGGAAUCAGCAGUAUUAAAAGAGGAAGGUAUUCUAAAUUCAGAACUCAAGUAUGUUAUGCAGGGGUGGCAGCUCUGGUAUAUUUGAUUUGGAAAAGUAGAAAUCAAAGCUUCUGGGAAAAUUUUGUGCCAACAGUGCAUUCUGUUAUGGGGAGUUUGAAGCAAAUUGUUAAAGACAGAAUCACAACAGUCAUAAGUCAGAAAGUAAACAGAAGAGAUAGUGAAAAUGUGAAAAUGUAG
Spinacia oleracea (spinach) is the source of this 570-nucleotide messenger RNA. RefSeq lists its product as uncharacterized. The record is from RefSeq and is a predicted model, not a curated record. The coding region runs from base 1 to 570 and encodes 189 amino acids. The transcript has 2 exons. NCBI's taxonomy places the organism in Eukaryota, Viridiplantae, Streptophyta, Magnoliopsida, Caryophyllales, Amaranthaceae.